AAGCUGUUGACUUUUCCAAUUCUUCAAUUUCCUUACAUAUACGGGAUUCGUCUAGGAGUAUGUCGUUAUCUGAGAAAGUAAACGUAUUUUUACUCCGGAGGUGUUUUUUCUAUCUCCGAGAGCGAAGUCAUGGUUGUUGCACGCCAUGUGUUUGUGUUAUUGUCUCUGUUAGUGGUGGGCUUUUGGGGUUUGGAGAGAUGUGAGGCUUCUGGGAAGUUUAGCUUUGAAGUUCACCACAUGUUCUCUGAUAGGGUCAAGCAAACUCUUGGGCUUGACGAUCUAGUGCCGGAAAAGGGAAGUUUGGAGUACUUCAAGGUUUUGGCACAGCGCGAUCGGUUGAUCAGAGGUCGAGGUCUUGCCUCCAACAACGAAGAAACCCCUAUUACUUUCAUGCGAGGAAAUCGCACGGUUUCAAUCGACUUUCUGGGAUUCCUGCACUACGCCAAUGUUUCUGUGGGAACACCGGCCACUUGGUUCCUGGUUGCUCUGGACACCGGCAGCAAUUUGUUUUGGUUGCCUUGCAACUGCGGUUCCACUUGUAUCCGCGACUUGAAAGACAUUGGACUUUCACAGAGUCGACCACUCAAUCUAUACAGCCCCAACACAUCUUCUACAAGUUCAAGCAUUAGAUGCAGUGAUGACCGUUGUUUUGGGUCGAGUCAGUGUUCUUCUCCUGCAAGUAGUUGCCCUUAUCAGAUCCAGUACCUUUCUAAGGACACCUUCACCAGCGGGACAUUGUUUGAGGAUGUAUUGCAUUUGGUCACAGAGGACGUGGAUUUAAAGCCUGUCAAAGCUAAUAUCACGCUUGGUUGCGGUCGAAAUCAGACAGGUUUUCUCCAGAGUAGUGCGGCUAUUAAUGGUCUUCUUGGGCUAGGUAUGAAAGAUUACUCUGUUCCGAGCAUACUGGCAAAAGCAAAAAUCACUGCAAACUCUUUCUCAAUGUGUUUUGGGAAUAUUAUUGACGUUAUCGGAAGAAUCAGCUUCGGAGACAAAGGCUACACAGACCAGAUGGAGACGCCACUACUUCCUACGGAACCAAGUCCGACAUAUGCUGUGAAUGUGACCCAAGUAUCCGUGGGGGGAGAUGUUGUUGGGGUUCAGCUGCUAGCUCUCUUCGACACUGGAACAUCUUUUACACAUUUACUAGAGCCAGAAUAUGGUCUUAUUACCAAAGCUUUUGACGAUCAUGUCACUGACAAGCGACGUCCGAUUGAUCCUGAGAUUCCAUUUGAGUUCUGUUACGACUUAAGUCCAAACAGUACAAGCAUUUUAUUCCCCAGAGUAGCGAUGACUUUUGAAGGAGGAUCCCUAAUGUUUCUGAGAAACCCGCUUUUCAUAGUGUGGAAUGAGGACAAUACCGCCAUGUACUGCUUGGGUAUUCUGAAGAGCGUGGAUUUCAAGAUUAACAUUAUCGGACAGAACUUCAUGUCGGGCUACCGCAUUGUAUUCGACCGGGAGAGGAUGAUUUUGGGUUGGAAACGGUCUGAUUGUUUUGAAGAUGAGAGCUUAGCAUCUCAGGCUCCUCCACCACCAGAGACUGAAGCUCCUGCACCAAGUGUAUCCGCUCCACUACCUAGUCAUCCUCCUCUUGCUGCUGCUGAUGCACCUCCCCCAAUAGACCCUCGUAACUCCACCAGAAACUCUGGCUCAGGCACUGCAGCCAAUCUCAUCCCUCUCGCAUCUCAACUCCUACUUCUCCUACCUCUUUUGGCCUUCCUCUGAUUCAUUUUGUGUUGGUUUGAGUUUGACCAUGUUAUGUUCAUAAAACUAUAAUCUGAACCGAACAAUAUAUUCAUUGGUUUGAGAGUUGUAAUCUUAUCUCCUUCUUAUAAUGUAUCUUUGUGUGUUUUGGAUAUUUUGUCAAAGAUGUUUAACGCUUUGUCUUGUCAGAAAAUGUGUUGUGACUUGUGACCACUGACCUUCACCAAAAUCGAUUCGUUCGUUCCUCUGUUUCCCAAAACCCAUGUACAGGUGGAGUUUGUCUAUUGGUUCUUACGGACAUACUUGUACUUCA
Molecule: messenger RNA, 2014 nt
Organism: Arabidopsis arenosa
Lineage: Eukaryota; Viridiplantae; Streptophyta; Magnoliopsida; Brassicales; Brassicaceae
Source: the annotation of a GenBank genome assembly